AGAGCUCUUGUAAGGAAGAUGGUUGACGAAGCUAAUUUAGAGAAGGUAGCUCUGGAAAAUCGUGUUGAAAAUAUGGAAAAUGCCUUGAAGGAAUUGAUGGCUUCCUUCCAAUCUCUUCAAGCAACCUUAGUCACAAGGACACCUUUGACAACAAAUCCCUUGUUUGAAGGAAAUGUUUUUGUCGCAAAUCUCCCUAUGGCCACAUCUGCUUCAACUCUUGGGAAGAGGCCAAUGUCAUCUUGCCCACCAAAUCUGACCAUUGUUGGAGCUUUUGGGACAAAACCUUUUGUUCUAAAUGCUAGUGUUGCUACAAUUCAGUCUAAUGAAAAUGAUCAAGUAGAGACUCAAGUUGUCGAGCCGAUCAUAGAGGAUAAAGACAAGGCAAUUAAAGUGAAGGUGUAGUUGAUAGAGGAAACACUAAAAUCGAUAACUGUGCGAUUUUAACGCAAACUGUGUAAUUCCGUGCAAAUGACCUCAACUAAGCUUCUCUUGAACCUGAAUGAUGUUUACCAUGCCUUGAUAAUCAUCCAAGCUUUGAUUUGCUUGUUGUAUGUUGUUUUCAACCCAGAUCCACUCAAUAAGGCCAUUUAAAACUU
Messenger RNA from Rubroshorea leprosula, 596 nucleotides. The record is from the annotation of a GenBank genome assembly. NCBI's taxonomy places the organism in Eukaryota, Viridiplantae, Streptophyta, Magnoliopsida, Malvales, Dipterocarpaceae.